AUGGUUAUCAUCGCUGUUGGUACCGUUAUUUCGACUGUGGUCUACAUCAUGAUCUACUUGAAACAGAGUUAUAAUCUUCCGAAAUCAAUUGUCAACAUGCAAAGUAUGCUCAUUCUAAGUCUAUUCAUUCAGGUUCAGCUUUUGCUUCAAUAAAGGCUUCAAUUUUUCGAAAUUACAGGCAGGCAACAGUGCACGCGGUUCUCAUUGCUGCUCCGAUUAUAGUCUUCGUCUACGCUCGGUUCGCGGUUCUCACUAGUGACAGCCAGUUUUCAUGCUCUCUUGCCCCCACGUCUACCUUCUUCAGAUCUCGGACUCACGAUGGUCGUCUGUCUCACCCACCACGGCUUCGUUUCCACGUGUGCCAUGAUCCUCUUCACGAAGCCCGUCCGUGAUAAACUUUUCUGUGUGCGACAACACGACCGGAAGGGGAAAUUGUCCGUACAACCUACCAUUUCCUUUGUGCGCACUAAUGAAUGAUUCCGAAGUUUUUGUUCGUCCGAAUGAAAUUAAGGGGCGCGCAAAACUUUUUGAGCAAAUCCUUUCUCACAAUUUGAUUUGCAUCCGCCACAAACUCUUUUCCACAUAAAUCUGAAAAGAGAGGCGGUAAACAGAUGAAAUUGCUCAUUGGCCACAACUUGAUGGAAUCCAGAGAUUGCACGCUUUCCGCUCCUAUCAUCUACAAGUAAGUUAUGAUUUCUCUAACGCAUAAUGAAUUUCCUUCUAGAACAGUCAUGCAAGUGUCUCAUUCCAUCAGUUACCCGACUUACUUGGCCGUUCUGUGGAUUCUGAUCCGAGAAAGAUCGAAACCAUUCCAAAAGUACAAAUACUAUCUCAUUGUGCACAUUCUCAUGUAACCCAGUAAACUCGAACCGUUUUUCCAAUUGGCCAAUUUCAGAAACAUGGCCUCAGAAACGUACGUCUCCUUUCUCAUGCUUCCGAUGACAUAUUUGCCGCACAUGGCAUUCAGAAACACUGGAAUUCUCUCUCGUUUCGGGUUCAGCGGCAUUUUACAAUGGUACUUUCUCGCAACUAUGGUCAUGCGUGAGUUCACAAUUUGCUCUCUCAUUUCGAGAAAUUAUUUCAGUGACAGGUGGAUCUAUUUGCGAAAUGUUCUAUUAUCGUUUCAGAGUGAGCAUAUUUGACUUCAGGGAUCACAAAAUGUCGAAAUUCCUCCUUUCCUCCUUUUGGUCGUACCGUUUAUUGACAGUGGGACACGCGGUGUUCGCAAGUUGCACAAUCGGAAGAAGCAUUGAAUUGCAGGAGACUGCGAGGGUUCAACUCUGGCUGGUAGUGCUCUUCUGGAAUUAGAAAAAACUAUUCCAAAGUUCAGAGCUAUCCAUCGCUGCCUCCCGAGAUCACUUGUUAUUCCGUCGUCUUUGCAAUCCCUCAAUGGAUCAACUUGACCGUAAUGCUCAUUUACUUUCUGAUGACUCUUCUGGCGGUUUCUUCUGUGAUUUGCUCGGUCAUUUACAUGAAAAUCUACCUGAAGAAUGGAUAUACCCUCUCCGCAGCCACCGUUCGCAUGCAAAGUAUGCUCAUUCUCAGUCUAAUCGUCCAGGUCUCACUCUCAUUCGGUUACCCUCAUUCAGAGUCGAACUCGACACUUUCAGGCGGUCGUGCACGCCGUUCUCAUUGCUGGUCCGAUUAUUGUCUUCAUCUACGCACGCUUUUCAGUGCUCACCAUCGACAAUUUGGGUCUCGCGGCGGUAGUCUGUGUCACUUAUCACGGAUUCUUCUCAACUUGUGCAAUGAUUUACUUCACGAAACCAGUACGAGAGGCGUUGUUCUGCCGCUGCUGCUCGAAGGGAAGAAGAUCGGUGAAGAGCGUGAUGUCUGUGCAGCCAUCAGUGUCCGCUCAAGGAUCCAUUGGCAAAGAUCAGAAGCUGUAA
This is a messenger RNA of Caenorhabditis sp. 36 PRJEB53466, 1889 nucleotides long. NCBI's taxonomy places the organism in Eukaryota, Metazoa, Nematoda, Chromadorea, Rhabditida, Rhabditidae. The record is from the annotation of a GenBank genome assembly.